UCUUGUUUUUGACGAGUCAUUUUCUGGUCUGACUUAGUUGUUAGCUCCAUAUUCUCAUUUAGUUAAGAACAAAGUGAACGAAAGUUAUUAAUCAAUUGAAUUACUUGUUUAUUUGUGCGUUUAUUGGUGCAAAGAGAGUUACAGAAUAUGCCCUACAAUAUGGACGUUCUUAUGCCCGAGAAGGACGAACUUAGCGAACUGAAGCUAAAGGAUGCCCAUAGCUCACUGGAUGAGCUAGAUAUGGAUGAUUUAUAUGUACGAUAUAAGAAACUUCAGAAAACAUUAGAGUUUAUCGAAGUGCAGGAAGAGUACAUCAAGGAUGAGCAGCGCAAUUUGAAAAAGGAAUAUCUGCACGCGCAAGAAGAGGUGAAGAGGAUACAGAGUGUACCUUUGGUGAUUGGACAAUUCCUUGAGGCAGUUGAUCAAAACACUGGCAUUGUUGGCUCCACCACAGGCUCCAAUUACUAUGUACGCAUCCUAUCAACCAUUGAUCGUGAGCUGUUGAAGCCUUCGGCUUCCGUUGCACUGCAUAAGCACAGUAAUGCCCUGGUCGAUGUCCUGCCACCAGAGGCGGAUAGUUCCAUUUCAAUGCUACAACCCGAUGAGAAGCCCGAUGUUAGUUAUGCAGAUAUCGGUGGCAUGGAUAUGCAGAAACAGGAGAUACGAGAGGCCGUCGAACUGCCCCUAACCCACUUUGAGCUGUACAAACAGAUUGGUAUUGAUCCACCUCGAGGUGUUCUCAUGUACGGACCACCGGGCUGCGGCAAAACUAUGCUGGCCAAGGCAGUGGCCCAUCACACAACUGCCUCCUUUAUCAGGGUUGUGGGCUCCGAAUUUGUUCAGAAAUAUCUGGGCGAGGGACCGCGUAUGGUGCGCGAUGUCUUCCGCUUGGCCAAAGAGAAUGCACCGGCUAUAAUUUUCAUCGAUGAGAUCGAUGCCAUUGCCACAAAGCGAUUCGAUGCCCAAACCGGAGCUGAUCGUGAGGUCCAACGUAUUCUUCUGGAGCUGCUCAAUCAAAUGGAUGGUUUCGAUCAGACGACCAAUGUUAAGGUGAUUAUGGCCACCAAUCGUGCCGAUACCCUAGAUCCGGCUCUAUUGCGUCCCGGACGUCUUGAUCGUAAAAUUGAAUUUCCGCUUCCGGAUCGACGACAGAAACGUCUUGUCUUCUCCACCAUCACAUCGAAAAUGAACCUUAGCGAGGAUGUUGAUUUGGAAGAGUUUGUGGCGCGACCCGACAAAAUUUCUGGUGCAGAUAUUAAUGCAAUUUGUCAAGAAGCUGGCAUGCAUGCGGUCCGUGAGAAUCGUUAUAUUGUCCUGGCCAAGGACUUUGAGAAGGGCUAUAAGAAUAAUAUCAAGAAGGACGAACAGGAGCACGAAUUCUAUAAAUAGAUGAUAAGAUACGUUCAUUUCCCUCACCCCUCCUUCGUCUCCAGCGUUUAUAUACCUAAUUAAAACUGUAAUAAAAAAGUAAAACGUCAA
Molecule: messenger RNA, 1479 nt
Organism: Drosophila willistoni
Lineage: Eukaryota; Metazoa; Arthropoda; Insecta; Diptera; Drosophilidae
Gene: Rpt3
Product: 26S proteasome regulatory subunit 6B
Exons: 2
Coding region: 148-1389 (413 amino acids)
Biological process (GO): proteasome-mediated ubiquitin-dependent protein catabolic process
Cellular component (GO): proteasome regulatory particle, base subcomplex
Molecular function (GO): proteasome-activating activity; ATP hydrolysis activity; ATP binding
Source: RefSeq, a predicted model, not a curated record